AUGCCUGUACCCAUGACUGUACCCGUGCCUGUUCCCAUGCUUCUUUCCAUGCCUACUCCCAUCUCUUCAUCCAUCCCCAUACCUCCCCUCAUGUCCACUCCUCUUUCCUCGUCAUCCCUCCUCUCUGCUCCAUCCCAGCUUGUCUCAUCCGUUCCCUCUUCAUCCUCUCUGAUUGCACCACCUUCGAGGCGCCUAAAACAUGUUCCCAUGCUUCUUCCCAUGCCUACUCCCAUCUCUUCAUCCAUCCCCAUACUGCCCCUCAUGGCCACUCUUCUUUCCUCGUCAUCCCUCCUCUCUUCUCCAUCCCAUCUUGUCUCAUCCCUUCUCUCUCCAUCCUCUCUGGAAGCACCAAUUUUGAGGCGCCUCAGAAGUGUUCUCAUGCUUCUUCCCAUGCCUGUCUCAUCCCUUCUCUCUUCAUCCUCUCUGAUGGUACCACUACCCUCUAUAUGCUCUGGCCUGAUUUCCGCUCCCCUAUUUUUUUUCCUCCCUCUCCCCUCCCUUUUCCUCUCUUCCCCUUCCCUUUUCCUCCCUUCCCCCUCUUUUAUGCUGCCUUCCCUCUCCCUUAUCCUCCCUUCUCCCACCCGUCUCCUCCCCUCUCCUUCCCCUUCCCUUAUUCUCCCACCCUCUUCCCCACCCCCUGCCCAUAUCCUUCCCUCUCCUGCGCUUAGCCCAUCUCCCCUUUGGGUUAUACAGUCUUUCCAACGCCUGCUGAUGUGGCAACGACAGGUGAUGACGCGGCCUGGCGUGUGUCAAGGAGAGGGAAAGCAGUUGGAAGAGGGGGAGGGGGAAAGGGUGGAGGACGGGGGGGGGGAGGAGGAGGAGGGGGAGGAGGAGGAGGAGGAGGAGGAGGAGGAGGAGGAGGAGGAGGAGGAGGAGGAGGAGGAGGAGGUGGUGGUGGAGGAGGAGGAGGAGAUGGAGGAGGCUGGCUGA
Closterium sp. Naga37s-1 is the source of this 930-nucleotide messenger RNA. The record is from the annotation of a GenBank genome assembly. NCBI's taxonomy places the organism in Eukaryota, Viridiplantae, Streptophyta, Zygnematophyceae, Desmidiales, Closteriaceae.